Dimorphilus gyrociliatus is the source of this 691-nucleotide messenger RNA. NCBI's taxonomy places the organism in Eukaryota, Metazoa, Annelida, Polychaeta, Dinophilidae. The record is from the annotation of a GenBank genome assembly.
GCAAUGCCUAUUCGGAAACAGAACGCUUUAUGUCUUGUUCUGGCGAAUAGCACUCGAAUUGUCAAUUUACUUCUAAACUAUGCCUGGUUUGUUAAAUAUUACUCCCCCACUACCGGCAAACUCUAAGCAACCGGGGGUUCAAACGACGAGAUUAUAUUCGGGUGCAAAAUUUUCCGGUGCACAGACGUCUAAAGGAUCGACGUACGAAGUUGAAGUUACAAUCCAGUAUGUAGAUUUAGAGCAAAAUUACGUAUGUGGCUAUUUGAAAAUCAAAGGCUUAACAGAUGAAUUUCCAAAUUUAACUACUUUUUUUGAUGGUGAGAUUAUUAGUGAGAAAUUUCCUUUUUUAACUCGGCGUUGGCACGCGAAAGAGGAUACCGAUAAAAAGCAUUGGAGUAAAUUUGAAUCAUUUCAACCCUACCGCACGACAUUUAAUUCGGAUGAAUUCGAUUACGAAGCCCUAAAAUCAAGUGAUUACAUUUUUAUGAGAUGGAAAGAACAUUUUUUGGUGCCUGAUCACAAAAUAACCGAGAUAAAUGGUGCAUCGUUUGCUGGAUUUUAUUAUAUAUGCUUUGAAAAAUCUAGUGGAGACAUAGAAGGCUAUUAUUUUCAUACAAAUUCAGAGCAGUUUCAAGAACUCCGAUUAGACUAUGUUGAUGAAAGAUCCAUUCCAAUUUACGAAUUUCGAUGA